Temnothorax curvispinosus is the source of this 1125-nucleotide messenger RNA. RefSeq lists its product as uncharacterized. Bases 107 to 919 code for a protein of 270 amino acids. Gene Ontology annotation, cellular component: membrane. The record is from RefSeq and is a predicted model, not a curated record. The transcript is spliced from 5 exons. NCBI's taxonomy places the organism in Eukaryota, Metazoa, Arthropoda, Insecta, Hymenoptera, Formicidae.
AAUAUGUUUAAUUUUAUUUUUAAUUUGAUUUUUAUUCAAGCAUGCAUUAGCGAUUGCAUCGUGUAAUUAUACGAAAGACACUACGUGCCGCUGGAUAUGUAAUGAUAUGAAUUUUUCCAUGGAAUUGUCUUUUUAUCCAGACCAACAAAGAGCAAUUAUCUCACCAGAUACUGCAUGCUUAUUAAAUGUCAAUGAGACGUCGUUGAGCCAAAAGAAUGUAACAAAUAAUUAUUGCAACGUUACUUGUAAUAAUUUCGAAGAUCAGUGCGUAUAUACAUCUAACACCUUUUGGAGUUUUGUCCUCAUGUGGUCUCUUGCCGAGACUAGUUUUAUUACUUGCUUGAGCAUAAGCGAUGCAGUUUGUUUUCGUAUACUAGGACAAGGUAAACAGUCAAAAUUUGGCAAACAGCGAUUAUGGGCCGCAAUAGGUUGCGGUGUUGCAGCAUGUUUAUCCGGAUAUGUGGUGGACUUAUGGUCGCACGACGGAAUUUAUCAAAAUUACACCCCAAUGCUUAUUGUGGCGUUCGUAUUUAUUUGUGUCAAUUUGAUUUGCUGUAUAAAAUUGGAGAUACCACUUGAAAAAGGAUCGACAACCAUAUUGAAGGAUGUGUUUGUACUUUUAAAAUCUAAAUCUAUUGUUAUAAUUUUGUGUUUUGUUGCAUUUGCCGGUAUCGUUCAUACCGUCAAACGUAACUAUUUAUUUUGGUAUUUAGAAGACCUCGCUAUUGCGACUGGUUAUAUGAACAGAAUUAAAUUGAUAGAAGGAUUAAUCUUAAUAGCGCAGACAUUCGGAGAAAUAGUAAAUCUCUUUUUUUCUGGCAAAAUAAUAAAGAAGCUUGGAUAUAGUUACACUAUUAUAUUUUGCUUUAUAUGCCACGCGAUUCGAUGGGGAUUAAUAUCUCUCGCUCCAAUGCCAUGAUGGUGGAUAAUUCCAAUAGAAUUAAUCAUGCACGGGUCAUCGUAUGCACUUUGCAUAGCAGCAAUAUCGGCCUAUGCAAACGUAGUAACACCUCCCGGUACGUCAGUUAGUGUUCAAGGACUUGUUCAAGGCAUGCAUGAUAGUUUUGGUAAGAUUACUUACACAGAUGCACUUAUCGAUGAGUAUUUUGUCACAAAAAUUACAUA